AUGAAGCUCACCCUCAUUGUCGCGGUAGGCUGCUCGCACGCCGCGGGGCGGGCGCCUCCCUGCCAGCUCCAGAACGGCACGAUUGACUACAACGCGGCGCCGCCCAACCUUUCGACGCUGGCCAACUCGAGCCUCUUCGACACAUGGAGGCCGAGGGCCCACGUCCUCCCGCCGUUCGGCCAGAUCGGCGACCCGUGCAUGCACUACACGGACCCAGAGACGGGUCUCUUCCACGUCGGCUUCUUGCAUGACGGUGCGGCCGGGGCGACCACCGACGACCUCGUCACGUACCGCGACCUCAACCCAGAUGGCAGCCCCUUUAUUGUGGCCGGCGGCGUCAACGACCCCAUCGCCGUGUUUGACGGCUCUGUCAUCCCGAGCGGCAUCGACGGCAAGCCGACGCUGCUCUACACGUCCGUGUCCUUCCUGCCCAUCCAGUGGACCAUCAAUUACACGCGGGGAAGCGAGACCCAGUCCCUGGCCGUGGCUCGUGACGGCGGCCGCAACUUCACCAAGCUGCCACAGGGCCCCGUCAUUUCGGACCCGCCGUUCGCACUCAACGUGACCGGCUUCCGCGACCCGUUCGUCUUCCAGAACGCCCGGCUCGACUCGCUCCUGGGCAGCGAGAACGAGACGUGGUACGUCGUCGUCUCGGGCGGCGUCCACGGCAAGGGUCCCAGCCAGUUCCUCUACCGCCAGCGUGACCCGGAGUUCCAGUACUGGGAGUACCUCGGCCAGUGGUGGCACGAGCCGGCGAAUUCGACCUGGGGCAAUGGCGACUGGGCCGGCCGGUGGGGGUUCAACUUCGAGGUCGCCAACAUCUUCAGCCUGGACGAGCGCGGAUACAACCCCGAGGGCGACAUCUUCACGACCCUCGGCGCAGAAUGGUCGCUCGAGCCUGUCGUGCCGCAGGUGUCCGACUUCCGCGACAUGCUCUGGGCAUCGGGCAACAUCACCCUUAACGAGGACGGCAAGCCCCAGUUCACGCCCAGCAUGGCCGGCCGCCUCGACUGCGGCGCCUCCGCAUAUGCCGCGGCCGGCAAGGUCCUGCCGGCAUCCUCCCAGGCGUCGACCAAGAGCGGCUCGCCCGAGCGCUUCAUCUCGUACCUCUGGCUCACCGGCGACUUCUACGGCACCGCGAAAGACUUCCCGACCGCGCAGCAGAACUGGACCGGAUCCCUGCUCCUGCCGCGCGAGCUGAGCGUGGGCCGGAUCCGCAACGUCGUCGACAACGACCUCGCGCGCGAGACCGGCUCGUGGCGGACCGUCGCAAACGCCUCCGGGCUCGUCGAACUGGCAACCCUCAAGCAGGAAAUUGCGCGCGAGCCGCUUGCGGUGCUCAAGUCGUCGUCGUCGUCCUCCUCCUCCUCCUCCUCCUCCUCCUCCUCCCCCCCCUCCAAGCGCAUCACCGAACCGGGCCGCACGCUCAACGCAUCGGGGAUUGUGCCCUUCGCGCAGUCCCCGGCAUCCAAGUUCUACGUGCUCGAGGCCAAUCUGACCUUUCCGCGCUCGGCGCGUCGCAACGAGUCCAGGAGCAGCAGCAGCAGCGACUUCAAGGCCGGGUUCCAGAUCCUGGCCUCGGCGGAGCACGGCGAGGUCACGACGAUCUACUACCAGUUCUCGAACGAGAGCGUCGUCAUCGACCGCAGCAACUCGAGCGCCGCCGCGAGGACGACCAAGGGGAUCGACGCGCGCAAUGAGAGUGGCAGGCUUAGGUUGUUUGAUGUUGUUGACGACGACGAGGAGGAGGAGAUGAAGAAGGUGAAGGUGGAGACGCUCCGGCUGACCGUCGUGGUGGACAAUGCUGUCGUCGAGGUCCAUGCUAAUGAGCGCUUUGCGCUGAGCACAUGGGUUCGGUCAUGGUAUGCCGACUCGACCGAGAUCCGCUUCUUCCAGGAGGGCGAGGGAGAGGUCACGUUUGGGGAUGUGCACGUCUAUGAAGGCCUUUAUGAUGCCUGGCCCGACCGGUAG
This is a messenger RNA of Chaetomium strumarium, 1971 nucleotides long. Its product is annotated as glycosyl hydrolase. The transcript has 2 exons. The record is from RefSeq and is a predicted model, not a curated record. Gene Ontology annotation, biological process: sucrose catabolic process. Bases 1 to 1971 code for a protein of 656 amino acids. Gene Ontology annotation, molecular function: sucrose alpha-glucosidase activity. Gene Ontology annotation, cellular component: cytoplasm. Lineage: Eukaryota; Fungi; Ascomycota; Sordariomycetes; Sordariales; Chaetomiaceae.